UUCCCUUUUCUUGUCACAAGCCAAACAGCUUUUAGAGAUUAUAUUGCAGAAAUGGAAUGUGUUGGAGGCACCAUGUUUCUACUGAUGUGCACCUUAUUUCUCGCUGUUCAUGGUAUGGAAUAUAUUUCACUGGAGUCUACACAGCAUGGGAGACUAGGGGGCUCGAUGCUUCUCAAAGUUGAGCCUCGUUUUGAUGUCCAGCAUGUAAAGUUCCAGGGCGCCUGGUACAAGAUUAAACCCAAUUAUACUCUUCUAGUCACUUUCACUGAUUCCAGUGAUAUCCAAAAUAUACGCCUGAAAAAUAAACCAGUGCUCAGUUUGCCUGAUGUCUCACUAUAUAUUGAACAUCUGGAUGAGGACGCUGAGGGAGAGUACAAGCUGGAGAUCAAUUUCAUCUUCCCAGGAAGCUCGACGCCGGUGGCUGUCACAAAAAUAGUAACCAUCACAGUUAGCGUGCCUGUGUCAAAACCCAUUCUCAGUAAGAGCCCAGAGGCAGAACUCAUUGAGGAGCGAGAUAAUGUGACGCUGACAUGCUCUGUUGAAAGUGGCACCAACGUUCAGUACACAUGGAUGAAGGAUAACAUAAUGAUAGUUCCCAGCGAGCGGCACAUGUUCUCAGAAGACCACGGCACAGUUAUCAUAAACCCUGUCAGUAAAGAUGAUAUGGGUCAGUACACCUGUGAGGCCAAAAACUACAUCAGUCGUGAAGUGAGCGAUGAAACUUCUCUAAGUGUGUAUUAUGGACCCUAUAACCUAGCAGUAAACUCUGAGCAGGGUCUAAAAACUGGAGGGGUGUUCACGGUGAACCCAGGGGAGCUGGUCUUUUUUGAGUGUCUUGCCGACUCGAACCCUCCCAACAGCUGCGUCUGGAUUUCUAAGACGACGAAUGGCACAGAGGUUGUCAUGACUGGCACACGGUUUGAAGUGACAUCAUAUGAAUUAGCUCAGGCUAAGGAGUUCUGGUGUCGAGCGUUCAACAAUGUGACGAAGAAGCAGGACGAGACCAAGUUUACACUGGUGGUGGCCAGAUUUGAGAAAGGAACAGAAAAACAUUUCCAAGAAGGAAGUGCCCUGUCUCCUUUGACUUUCAUUACAGUCUCAUCUGUGGUUAUCAUUAUCUGUAUGAUGUUUGUAUUUCUAAGGAAGAGCUGCCAUUCAAGGAGAAUUUCUACAGUGAUGAAUACUAUCUACAGGCGGCCUAUGACGGAGCAGAGAGGACUGCACAGGUCCGGUCACGAAGACGCAACUGAAGACUUUGGGAUCUAUGAAUUUGUUUCUGUACCUGGGAAAAUGGAAUCAACACAGGCAUCCUGCAGGUCUUUGGCACGGCUGGAUUCAGUCAAAGAUUUGCAUACCACCAUCUAUGAUGUCAUCAGACAUGUGCCUGAAACGCCAACACUGAGUCUGCUUAAAUGAGAGAGAGAAAGAGAUACUCGGGUGUGCUAAAUGUUAAGAUAAACCAUUGGCUGUAAAGGAUUGUUACGUUUCCCCCCCACCCAAUUUUUCUCUCUACAGUCGCACAUUUAAGCACUUCUACUUUGUUUUCUUUGAAAGAUCAUAAUUCUUAUGAAACGUGCUGGGCACUGAAAUUCUUAAAGAAAUAUGUAUAUAUUUAUGAUUCAGAAUUAUGAAUUUUUUUCCAUAGCGACAGGCUUAAUAAAAAAUUAAGAGUAUUUAUAUAAAUACAUCAGAUAAUGUUUUGUUUUUCCUGCAUUGUGAAUGUAAAUAUGAUAUACAUGUUUUGUACUGUAUUUUUUUGCACACUGCAAUGUAUUGUGAAAAUUUUAUUGCCACAUAACCGUUCCAUACAUUUCAUAGGUAGCAGUUUUUGAAUUUAAAGCAGACAUAUUCUGUCUGUUUUAUUUUCUAUGUGUUGCACCUGCACCUGUUUAUAUUUUAAACACAGAUGGAUGACUUGUUAUUUUAAAAUAAAGGUUUUUAGAAAUA
Messenger RNA from Paramisgurnus dabryanus, 1947 nucleotides. It is a transcript of the gene hepacam2, whose product is annotated as HEPACAM family member 2. NCBI's taxonomy places the organism in Eukaryota, Metazoa, Chordata, Actinopteri, Cypriniformes, Cobitidae. The record is from RefSeq and is a predicted model, not a curated record.